AUGUAUAUGUCUGUAUAUGGCGUCCAUUGGAUAGGCAAUAAUGGUCCAGUACGCUGGCCAGCAAGAUCUCCUGAUUUGAACUCAUUGGACUACUUUUACUGGGGGACAUCCAAAGAAGCAGUUUAUCACAAUGGCGGCCUCAAUGACCCAAAUGAAAUGAUUCAAGGAAUCCAACAUCACGCUCAGCAUCUAGAACCCGAAAAAAUACAUGCAGCUACACAUCAGAUAAGACGUAGAGCUAUUUUGUGUAUUCAGCAACAGGGGGAGCAUUUCGAACAAUGCUUGGAUGGUGAUGAUGGUGGUAAUCGUGAUGAUGAUGUUGUUGAGGAGGAGAACGAGAAUGGUGAUGAUGUUGAUAUUGAUGGCAAUGAUGAAAAUGGAGAAGAUGAUGAUGAUGAUAUGAACAACGAUGGUGAAAAUGAUGGCAACGAAGACAGUGAGGCUGAUGAUAGUAUGGAUGAAGAUGAUGACGACGUUGGCAACGAUCUGGAUUGGGAGAUAUGA
This is a messenger RNA of Phymastichus coffea, 504 nucleotides long. RefSeq names its product prothymosin alpha-B-like. Gene Ontology annotation, molecular function: nucleic acid binding. The record is from RefSeq and is a predicted model, not a curated record. The transcript is spliced from 2 exons. Lineage: Eukaryota; Metazoa; Arthropoda; Insecta; Hymenoptera; Eulophidae. The coding region runs from base 1 to 504 and encodes 167 amino acids.